Boeremia exigua is the source of this 2937-nucleotide messenger RNA. Its product is annotated as beta-lactamase/transpeptidase-like protein. Gene Ontology annotation, molecular function: hydrolase activity, hydrolyzing O-glycosyl compounds. Gene Ontology annotation, biological process: carbohydrate metabolic process. NCBI's taxonomy places the organism in Eukaryota, Fungi, Ascomycota, Dothideomycetes, Pleosporales, Didymellaceae. The transcript has 6 exons. The coding region runs from base 259 to 2937 and encodes 892 amino acids. The record is from RefSeq and is a predicted model, not a curated record.
CACUUAACUUGUCACAGAAAGUACCCUGCAAUCCAGCCUUUGCACCGCAUGACUACACAGUAUGUAUCAACGCUAAAUUAAAACGGAUCGGCUGCUUCAAACACGGUCUGUUACGGUAUGACGUCAUGUUACGUACCCAUGUGACAAGAUCAUGUGGGUCGCGUGUGGCUGAGGCCAGAAUCAUGCACAUUGAGUCCACUGUUUACCUUACCCCACAGCUGUCUGUCCUGAUCACACACAAGUAGAAGGCAUUGCACGAUGGCAUACCCAGGACAGCAGCAGCAAGCGCAAUCGCAAAUGCACAUGCAGAUGCCUCCGUACAAUGACUCCAUUUUGACCAUCACCGAGAAAAGUUGCGCCGAUCCAUACGUGCUUUGGGAUAAGGGUACAUAUUACAUGACAUGGACAACCGGGUGUUCGGUUGAGAUCUGGUCGGGGGACAGUCUUUUCGACUUCGAGAACAGAUGUAAGAAGGACAUUAUAUGGUGGGCGCCGAAAGACCAGCCAUACUCCGGAGAUGUAUGGGCGCCUGAGCUUCACUCUAUUCACGGCCGCUGGUACGUGUAUUUUGCGGCCGAUGAUCCCAAGCAUGGAAACAAAUCUCAUCGCAUGUUCAUCCUGGAAGGACCACCUGCAGACGAGUCACCUUUAGUUCCCGAUAAGUGGAAGUUCUUCGGGCGCGUUGGCGGACUCCCGGACGACCAGUGGGCUAUUGACGGUACAGUCAUCACACUCGGUGGUAACAUGUUUUUCGUGUACUCGGGCUGGCCCCCGGGUGUUCACGAGAAUGAGUCGCGGCAAGAGAUUUACAUCAUCCAGAUGACCUCGCCAACGGAAUGUACAGGUCGCCCCAUUCGCAUCAGCACGCCAGACCUGCCAUUCGAGUUUUCUGGAUCUAGUGGUAUCAACGAGGGACCCCAGUUCUUGAGCUCACCCGACGGACGUUGGAUCGGCCUGGUGUAUUCGUGUGCCGGAUCCUGGACGCACGAGUACAAGAUGAAUGUGCUGUACUGGACGGGAGGUCACCCGCUUGAACCGCAGUCCUGGUGCAAGUCGAACCAUCCUCUACUCCAGGCAAGCCGUGAUGACAGUCCGCCAUAUGGUCCUGGUCACGGUAACUUCGUGCUUGUCAACGGCCCUGGUGGUGCGGAGGUUUGGGGCGUGUUCCAUGCAACCGACGCGAAGACUGGCUGGGAAGGCCGGAAAGCGCGUGUCAUGCGUGUAGGCUGGGGCCAUGGCGGACCGUACAUGGGAAGUGGGGAGUGUGGAAGGUGUUGCGGUGAUGUGAACCAUUUCAUCCAGGGCUGCCCGGGUGGUCAAUGCGGCGGCAAAGGACAUGCUGGAGGCUCCGGGGGUGGUGGAGGACACUUCCUCCAGGGAAACGCGACUGGAGGACAUGGACAUAUGGGCGACAGUGCGAACAUGAAGAACGAACUGAAAAACUUGGUGAAGGAAGGCAAGGGUUUGAUCAGUAACCGCGGUUUAAGUACAGCGAGCUCUUAUCUUGUACACAAAAGUGCGACUGUACGAUGUAGCAAUAUGCCCGUGUGGCUUCUUGUAUGCAGAUUGGAUCUGCUGACAGCGUUGCGCCCCAAGGAAUGCAAUUCUAACCCUGUAACCGCUCCCACUGAGCUAGGCUUUUGCUCCAUACCCUUGCAUUGGAAUCGCAAUUCGCCAACUUUUGUUGACUUGAAAGCAACUCUCCUCAUUCAAUCUCUCUUCAAAACAAUGGCUACCGUUGCUGGAAUCUGCGAUUCUCGAUUCGCGGCUGUAACGGGCUUACUCCAGUCGAAAAUUGGUACGGACGAGGAGUUAGGAGCUUCGAUCGUCGUAAACAUCCAUGGCAAGAAUGUGGUCGAUAUCUGGGGUGGCUAUGCAGAUGCAGCGAAGACAAAACCAUGGGAAGAGAACACCAUCACGAAUGUUUGGUCGUCUUCUAAGACAGUCGUCAGUCUCGCAGCACUUCUGCUGGUAGAUCGCGGCCUACUUGAUCCUUUCGAGAGAGUAUCGAAGUACUGGCCCGAGUUUGCCGUCAAUGGCAAAGAGGAUGUUGAGUUCCGACAUUUUCUCUCUCAUUCCUCUGGUGUUCCAGGCUGGGAGGGACCGAUCACCAUGCAAGAAGUCUUCGACGCCUCGACUUCGACCGCUCGUCUUGCAGCACAAGCACCAUGGUGGACACCUGGUACAGUCUCUGGCUAUCACAGCCUUACUAUGGGCCACCUUAUCGGCGAGCUCAUCCUUCGCGUCACUGGCAAAUCCAUCGACCAAUUUGUAGCCGAUGAACUCACCAGCCCGCUACAUGCAGACUUCCAGUUCGGUGUCAAGAAAAGUGACUACGUCCGCACUGCAGAGAUCAUACCCCCUCCAGCACCGCCAGCGGACUGGAAGCUGAACAUGUCCACAAUGGACAUGACUAGUAUCAUGGCUAAGACUCUGUUCAACCCCAUGAUGGACGCCAAUGUCGCCAACGAAGAGCCUUGGCGAAGUGCAGUAGUGCCCGCAGCGAACGGCAAUACCAACGCGCGCGGCAUCGCGCGUCUGCUUUCUUUCGUCAGCUGCAACGGCACUGUCGGCUCCACCACCCUCCUGAAGCCUUCAACCGUCGAUCUAAUCUUCGAUGAACAAAGCCACGGUCCCGACCGCGUCAUCAGCGUGAAUACCCGUUUCGGCAUGGGGUAUGGCCUGAACGGCGUUGGUUCUGAUGGCGCAGGGUACUGGAUACCCGAGGGUAAGAUCUGCUUCUGGGGCGGUUGGGGCGGUAGUAUGGUGCUGUGCGAUGUGGGACGGGGUCUCACGAUAACGUAUGUGAUGAAUAAGAUGAGCCAUGCGGGGCUGGGGAGCGGCAAUGCAAAGGAGUAUAUUUGGGCUGUUUAUCGAGCGCUGGGCGUGGCAAUCCCGGAGGAAAUGCAGAGCGUGGAAGAGGUUACGAAGGCUUAG